GUUAUCAUCAAAUCCCAGAUCAGAGGUAAAAUCCAAAGUUGAAGAUGGGCAAGGGGGGAUUCAGCAGAGCUUCCAUGUUUCAAAUCAUAGCUUCCUUAUUCUUACUUAUUGUCGUCUUUGCCUGGGCUGAAACCAACCCCUUUGGAGGGAUUAUUGAGGCAGGAGCAUCAUGUUUCACGGUGGUGGGAGUGAAGGAAGGAGACACGUGCUUCGACAUUGCCAAGUCGUUUAAUGUGAGCACUAAGGAUUUCAAUGCCAUAAACCAAACCUCAACUGCACUGCUCUCUUCAUCGGCCAAUGGCUUUGCAUUGAAGGGUCUGUCAAUUGAACUUAGACAACGUUGUAACCUUAACAAUGCAGCAUUGGGAUACGUUUUGUAUGGGGUAAAGUGGCCUCCAUCUGGGCUAACAACCUUUAUAUGCAUGCAUGUAUGAUGUGUCUCAUUCAAUAAUAACAAAUAAUGUUUUCUUGUUUCCA
Messenger RNA from Ipomoea triloba (trilobed morning glory), 477 nucleotides. RefSeq lists its product as uncharacterized. The record is from RefSeq and is a predicted model, not a curated record. The transcript has 2 exons. The coding region runs from base 45 to 434 and encodes 129 amino acids. NCBI's taxonomy places the organism in Eukaryota, Viridiplantae, Streptophyta, Magnoliopsida, Solanales, Convolvulaceae.